AUGAAGACUACCAUUCUACUGUUUUGUCUUCUAGGAUCAACUCAGUCAUUACCACAGCUCAAACCUGCUUUGGGACUCCCUCCCACAAAGCUGGCUCCGGAUCAGGCAACACUACUAAACCAACAGCAGUCAAGUCAGGUCUUCCCUUCUUUAAGUCUGAUACCAUUAACGCAGAUGCUUACACUGGGGCAAGAUCUGCAACUGUUAAAUCCUGCUGCAGGAAUGACACCUGGUACCCAGACCCACCCAUUGAUCCUGGGAGGGUUGAAUGUACAACAGCAACUGCAACCACAUAUGUUACCAAUUUUUGUCGCGCACCUUGGGGCCCAGGGCACUAUCCUAAGCUCAGAGGAAUUGCCAUUGGCCCCACAAAUCUUCACAGGCCUUAUCAUUCAUUCCUUGUUCCCGGGAGGCAUUCUGCCCACCAGUCAGGCAGGGGCUAAUCCAAAUGUCCAGGAUGGAAGGCUUCCAGCAGGACAAGCAGGUGUAAAUCCUGCCAUCCAGGGAACUCCAGCAGGCCACCUCCCAACUCCCAGUAGCACAGAUGAUGACUUUGCAAUGACCACCCCUGCAGGCAUCCAAAGAAGCACGCAUGCCAUGGAAGAAACUACCACCGAAUCAUCAAAUGGUAAAUUCUGCUAGCU
Sapajus apella (tufted capuchin) is the source of this 644-nucleotide messenger RNA. It is a transcript of the gene AMTN, whose product is annotated as amelotin. Bases 1 to 642 code for a protein of 213 amino acids. NCBI's taxonomy places the organism in Eukaryota, Metazoa, Chordata, Mammalia, Primates, Cebidae. The record is from RefSeq and is a predicted model, not a curated record. Gene Ontology annotation, cellular component: cell-cell junction; basement membrane. Gene Ontology annotation, biological process: odontogenesis of dentin-containing tooth; positive regulation of enamel mineralization. The transcript has 7 exons.